Molecule: messenger RNA, 540 nt
Organism: Paramecium octaurelia
Lineage: Eukaryota; Ciliophora; Oligohymenophorea; Peniculida; Parameciidae
Source: the annotation of a GenBank genome assembly
UUUUAAUACUUUAAUGAUGGACUCGCAAUUUGAGAGUUAUCCGAUUUAGGAAAACAAUUAAGAAUUACAAGAGGUAGAUUACCUUAAAUAUGUUAGAUGUUUUUAAAAUAACUUCAAUAAUAAGCAUUUACUAAUUACAUUUCCAGUACUCAACAUAAAGAAAGAAUGCUAUUAACCGAAAAUAGUAAAUUGAAGGAAGACAAUUAUAAAUUAUAGGAAAAGGUCAAUAUGCUUGAAAUUAAGCAAGAAGAACUUGUCAAUGAGGUAUAUAAUAUACAUAACAUAUUUAGAUUUAAGAUCUUAGACAACUUGUAAAAAGAGUGUAUAAUGAAGGAGAAAUCCAUGCUGAAAAAUUAAGAAUGAAGAAUGUAUUGAUUAUUAUUGAUUUAAUAGAUGGAAUUAGUACAAUAAAAUGAAACCUUAUCAAAAGGAUUAGAGAAUUUAUAAAAAAAUAUGGAAAGUUUUUCAAGCAUUAAAUAGAUGAGUGAAUUUUAUGAGAACGUGGAAGAACUAGAUGAAAUAUAUUAAGAAGAUAACUGA